Molecule: messenger RNA, 465 nt
Organism: Symbiodinium natans
Lineage: Eukaryota; Dinophyceae; Suessiales; Symbiodiniaceae
Source: the annotation of a GenBank genome assembly
AUGGCCGAGGAGGAGUCGGAAGAAAAGGAGGCCAUCCCAGACGACGAGGUGGAGCGAUUGGAGCUUCUCCUCUCGCUGCCCCGGACCGGUCCUCCUUCGCGCCCGAAACUGAGAUCAGCAAAGUCCGGUCUCGGUGAUGCCUUCGACAACGUGCACGCCUAUGGCUACUUGCACGACUUGGCCAUCCGAUCCCAGCAAAACAGUCGCGUUACGAUCCCGCCGGUUGUGUGGCUGCGGCGUCAGUGGAGGCUGUUGCAGGACGUCACGGCGGCACAGCUGACGACGCAACUCCUCCGCCGGGAGCAGCUGACCGGUCUGCUCUUGGACGGCAUCGUCAGCGAGAGCAAAAAGCGGGGCCUCUUCAAAAAGACCAGCUACCCGGACUAUUUGCAGCAGGCGCGCUUUGUGUACAGCGUGAGCCGCGAGAGUAUGUUGCUUGGCCUGCAACUGAAGCAUCGAGCUUGA